CAUAAUAGUAAAACAGAUUGUGGUUUUUAUGGAGUGAGUGGUAUUAUAUCUGUCAAUCUAAUGACGUUAAAAAGCGUAAAUGUGUGAAAUUCAGGAUUAUUCUGUUGAGCAAAAGGAUAUUUAUAUGAAUAAAUAUUCGGUGUGCUCAGACAUGGAUUUGUAUAUUACUGACUCACUCCAGGACAUGCUGGAUAUGGAUAUAAAAAAUGAAAUAGCAACAGACCUUAGUAGUAUUACAGAUUUUUCAGAUUCAUUAGGUCUUAAUUUUGCUGAUAUGUCACCGUUAUUAGACAUGGAAACAGAUACUUCAUCAACAUGGCUAAACCACACUACUAGUUUUGUACAUAAUCUAGAUUUAUAUGGGUCAGAGGCAAAUGCCGUUAUGGUUAACCCAAACUCUGUUAUGCCAUCAACAUUUGCUGAAACACCAGUAAAGAAUAUUGUAAAAGAGGAGGCCUCAAAUUUACUACUAACUUCAGCAGCAGCAAACACAGAUCUAGAUAGUAGUACAUCACUACCAAGCCCCAAGGAAGAGAAGAGUCAUCUAACAUUUUCACCCAAUACCAUCAAAGUUUCAAAGCCCAAAGAAACUGAAGAACCCGCACCAAAAAAAUUAGAAGAAGCAACUCAAAUGGUUAUUUAUGUCCGAAAACAAGAAAAGAAUGUGGUUAAAGAUUUAGUUAAGGACUUGGAUAAGUCUAAAGUAAACAAUGGCACACCAACAGUGAGAAUAAAAACAUCGCAAGCAGAAAUCCUCAAAGUAAAUAAUAAAAGUUGUUCUAUAUUAAAUACAAACCAAAAAAUAACACAACAAAUUGGCACUAAAACAAUUAUUUCGGGCAAUAUACAUAUAUUGGAUGCUAAACAAUCUAGAACAAUUUUAAGUAAUGGUAACAAAAACCAGGCAACAAUAUUGAUUGAUAACUCUUCAUUAAAUAGUAAUAGGCAAAUAUUUAAAACUUCAGUUAGUGGAGCUUUUACAGUAGAUACGAACCAAGCUAAAUAUGUAAACACUAGUAAUAAAGGUACAGUCAGUGAAUUUCCCAAACCAGCAUAUUCAUAUUCAUGUUUAAUAGCUAUGGCUCUAAAGAACUCAAGAACCGGAAGUCUGCCCGUUUCAGAGAUUUACAAUUUUAUGUGUCAACAUUUCCCAUAUUUUAAAACUGCACCAAAUGGAUGGAAGAACUCUGUUCGACAUAAUCUUAGUUUAAAUAAAUGUUUUGAAAAAAUUGAAAAGCCAUCAACAAAUGGAAGUCAAAGGAAAGGAUGUUUAUGGGCUAUGAACCCAUCAAAAGUAGGAAAAAUGGAUGAAGAAGUUCAAAAGUGGUCACGAAAAGAUCCACAAGCAAUAAAAAAGGCGAUGGUUUAUCCAGAAAGCUUAGAAGCAUUAGAAAGGGGAGAGAUGAAGUACAGUGGAGUAGGCGGUGACACAGAUGCUGAUGACGACGCAGACGGAGAUGCAGAUACGGAACUAGAUGCAGAUGUAGAAUUAGACCCCGAAAUCAAAGAGGAAGUUGAAGAAGAAGAGGCUAUUAUUGAACAGGAAAUGUCUGACCAAGAAUUGGAAGUGGAAGAAGUGGUAGAGGGUACGGGCAUGGUUGGCGGUACCUACCGGCUCCUAGCAACAGGACCAUCCUCACUCACAUCCUAUAUAACCGACGUGGAAUCUGGUGAAGAUGUUAGUGACGUAGAGGUGUUGGACCAAUCGUAUGAAGAAAUUGACAUCGACAUUGCUAAACCUGUAAAGUUGGAUUUAUCUUUAACGGAAGAUUACACAAUGCAUUCAGCCAAACGAGCAAAAACAAGCUUCAUAUACCAGCCUGUUACCACACAGUCGCACACGAGCAGACGAAAAACCCCUCUGGUGAACAGAGUUGCAUUGAUAUAAUAAUUAGAAUGGGUAAAUCAUAUUAAAUUUGGAUUCAUGAAAAUGUGAUGAUAAUGUAAAUGGGGUCAAUGGUAUGACAUGCCUCCAACAAAUGUUCCAUUACUAUUAGAUUAAUGACGAAUAUUGCAAUGUCUAGUAAUUAGCUGUGAAUUGUGUAAAGUUUUGUGUUUAUUGAGUGCAAACGUGAUAGUCUGUACCAGAUAAGUGUAUUUACCUACAUUUUUUUAUACAAGCGUGGCACACUUGUUACAUAUCUUCACUGUAAAGUAGCCUGUAUUUUUAUGUGGCGUCCGGCACGGUCCGGUUCUAAUAAACAAAAAUCGUAUUGACAUUAUUGUGUAGGAUUUACUUAGAAUGUAAUUGUAUGUCCUAUUAUUUACCGUUUAAUGUGUUUAGUUGAUUGUUUGAUUCUGUAGUUAUAAUAUGCACAUACAAAACAGUACAAAGAUAUUUUGCUGCCGAAACGUGACUUCAGUGCUUAUAUACUUAAAUAAUAUCGAACAUGUAUCAUACGUAAUGUAUAAUUAUAAGAUAAUUCAAUCUCAAGACCCGUACAAGUACUAUAAAUAGCGGGUAUGUAAUUAAAGAUCCCACCGCUUAAUUACCUAUGUAAAUAUUUAUACAUAUAUAUAUAUGUUAUAAUUUUUCAUACUUAUAAUUCAAAAUUAUAAUUUUUUUUGUAUA
Molecule: messenger RNA, 2572 nt
Organism: Achroia grisella
Lineage: Eukaryota; Metazoa; Arthropoda; Insecta; Lepidoptera; Pyralidae
Gene: jumu
Exons: 9
Coding region: 80-1888 (602 amino acids)
Biological process (GO): regulation of transcription by RNA polymerase II
Molecular function (GO): DNA-binding transcription factor activity, RNA polymerase II-specific; transcription cis-regulatory region binding
Source: RefSeq, a predicted model, not a curated record